This is a messenger RNA of Leguminivora glycinivorella, 1747 nucleotides long. Its product is annotated as gastrula zinc finger protein XlCGF57.1-like. Gene Ontology annotation, cellular component: nucleus. The record is from RefSeq and is a predicted model, not a curated record. Gene Ontology annotation, molecular function: RNA polymerase II transcription regulatory region sequence-specific DNA binding; DNA-binding transcription factor activity, RNA polymerase II-specific; zinc ion binding. Gene Ontology annotation, biological process: regulation of transcription by RNA polymerase II. The transcript has a single exon. Lineage: Eukaryota; Metazoa; Arthropoda; Insecta; Lepidoptera; Tortricidae. The coding region runs from base 97 to 1500 and encodes 467 amino acids.
UGUGUUUUUACUCCGAUUUCGUGCCAUAAAAUCAAAUACUAUGAAAAUAUUGAUAGUGCAAUCUUAUUAGAAUCCGAAUUCCAGUAAGAAGUCAUAAUGGAUUUAAGAAUUUGUAGAGUUUGUCUCAGUAAACCGGGCGAUACAUCACUAUUUGAGAAACACGAUGGUUUGGCUUACAGCGAGAAAAUAAUGGGGUUCGUAAAGGUUACCAUCACGGAAAACGACGGAUUACCAAGCUCGAUAUGCCUCAGCUGCAUCGCCGAGCUCUCUGUAUCCUACGACUUCGUGCAAAAAUGUGAAGCUUCAGACUUAGCUUUGAAAUCCUUUAAACUGGACAGUGAAAGAGAACCGGCAUUCAAUAUCAAGAAAGAAGACAUAAAAGACGAUCCAGAUGAACCGUAUCUUAAUUUUAGCUUCCUAGACGAUGACUUCGAUGUUAACUGGGAAGAGCCAGAAAAGAAAGUAAAAGAAAAGAAAGGUAAAUAUGUUAAGAAAAGGAAGAAAGGAAAGACGGAGCCGAUGCAGUGCGUCACCUGCGGGCAGCUGACCACCAGCCCCUCUGCCAUGGAGAUCCACAUGAGAACACACACUGGUGAGAAACCAUAUUCUUGCACUGAUUCUUCGUGUGAUGCCAAAUUUGCUACUAAAGGAGCUUUGAAACGACAUUGCGAGACCUUCCACUGUGAACGAGAGAGGAAAUAUACUUGUGAGCAUUGUGGCAGCAGCUUCUUCCGAAAAAACGAAAUAAUAACACAUAUCAGAGUCCACACGGAUGAGCGACCAUAUGCCUGCCCGUUUUGUUCCAGAAAGUUCCGGCAAAUAGCUUCACUCAUCCGUCACAAGAGAAUUCACACUGGGGAGAAACCGUUUGCUUGUUCCAUUUGUAAUAAAAAAUUUGCCGACAAAACUGUGGCCCGGAAACAUCUGUUAGUUCACAGCGAUGAGAAACACUACAGCUGCCAUCUUUGCCACAAGUCUAUGAAGAGUAGCAGUGCUCUGAAAGUCCACAUGAAUCUGCAUGUGAAUAAAAAGCAAAAUGUUUGCAACUACUGUGACAUGGCAUUUUCAAUGAAAGGAAACCUUAAGACUCAUAUAAGACGGAAGCAUUCAGAGAAGUCAGGACAGUGUAAUAUUUGCUCAAAGACUUUUUCAGACUUGGAAGUCCACAUGCGGAAGCAUACUGGUGAAAAGCCGUUCAUAUGUCAUGUGUGCCAACAGAAGUUUGCUACGAAGCGAAGUUUGACACAUCACCUAGCCUUCAGACAUGAGAAUGCAACUAAGUUCAAGUGUUCGAUUGGGGAGUGUACUAAAACGUUUCCUACUGCUCCUAUGUUAGAGUUCCAUUUGCUAAAGCAGCAUACGAACCACACUCCAUAUGUGUGCCAGCAUUGUUCCCGAGGGUUCUUCCGGAUGAGUGACCUGUCUCGGCACCUCCGGGUCAGUCAUAUUGAAAUGCAACUGAAAGAAGAUAAAACCCUCCUUACCCUAGGUGGUCCUUAGUUGAUAGUUACUAAAUACAUUUCUUAAUCUAUGCCCCGACUGAUAUAUUAAGUAUUCUAGUCAUAGAAUUACUAAAAACUAAAACAAUUAGUAGUAAUUGUGCAUUAAAGACUAUAACUGUAAUUUAAUUACUGCAUUUACGAAAACUUUAUUACCAUUUAGUUUAAGUAGCAAUUGUAUUUUCCAUUUAUAGAAGUAGUUGUAUGUAAUUAUUGUGACUAGAUAAUUAUACCUACUUUCUGCCAAA